Molecule: messenger RNA, 8711 nt
Organism: Galdieria sulphuraria
Lineage: Eukaryota; Rhodophyta; Bangiophyceae; Galdieriales; Galdieriaceae
Product: serine/threonine-protein kinase ATR
Exons: 4
Coding region: 24-8633 (2869 amino acids)
Biological process (GO): negative regulation of macroautophagy; TOR signaling
Cellular component (GO): nucleus; TORC2 complex; TORC1 complex
Molecular function (GO): protein-containing complex binding; protein serine/threonine kinase activity; protein binding
Source: RefSeq, a predicted model, not a curated record
UGUUGUAAGAUGUUUCUCUAGUCAUGUUGCCUGUUCAAGACAUAAGUGGCAGAUGGCAGUCUCAAGUGGUUUCCCUUUUAAAACAGGUUUACAAUUCGGAAACUCGUAGUGCUCGUGUCGAAGCCGCUAGACGGUUUAAGGAAACUUUAGAACAGAAAUGGAGAGAGACAGUAGUUCCUUUGGGAAAUUCCUCGAAAGCCAGUUCUCUCCAUGUAAACUUGGCAGAAGAGCUUACUACACAACUUAACAAUCUAGUCAAUUCAUCAGACGUACGUGAAAGAAUAGCUGCAGUGGUGUGUCUUGAUGUUUUGAUGGAGUUAAGGGGCGAGUCUUAUCGUGAAAAGAUUCAAAGAACACACAACGGCCUUCGGAGUGUGUUACAAAAUGUAGAACGUUGUCUUCCUUCAGCCAUGGCGGUAGAGAAGCUAUUCGCUUCCCAACCAUUUAUUUUUGAAGCUCAAGAAGAAGACGUGGAUAUGGUUUCUUUAGAGAGUAGCACAGUUUCAAAACAUGUGGCGGAUGAACUGGAACUUUUAAGAGUUUCUAGUAAGGCAUUGGGACACUUGGCAAGGACUGGUGGUGCUUUGGCCUAUCGUUGUGUUGAAUCAGAAGUUUCACGUGCCUUUGAACGCCUUAGUUUUCGAGAUCACAGUGAUGCUCGGUUUUCUUUGGCUAGGUUAUCUGCAGUCUUUGUUUUGAAGGAAAUUGCCGAAAAUGCUCCAGCUUUCUUUUAUGGUCAGAGAACUUCCUUUGUACGUCUGAUAUGGUCUGCUUUAUGGGAUCCCAAACAACAAGUUCGUUUUUAUGCAGCAUUGGCUUUGAGAGCAUUUAUUCAAACUGUAGUAAGAAGAGAUGCAGCAGAAAUGGCUACUUUAGUAGGAAAGCUUUUGCAAGUUUCCAUCGACACUUUGUCUCCAAUAACAAAGGAAGAAAAGAGCGAGUUCGAUACAAUAGAAAUAAGAAAACUUUCUAGUCAGGAGAAGCCCUCAACAGAUAUCAAGACGGAAAAGAUUCAUGGCAGUUUGUUAUGUCUUGCAGAGUUACUUCGAGAUGAAAUAUCUCGCGAACGUCUUCAUGGACGUUUUGAGGAAAUAUGUGAAGUUGUGUUAUAUUAUCAAUCCACGCAAGACAUAUUCAUACGUACUGAAGUCGUUAUUUGUUUACCGCUUUUGGCUUCUUUAGACCCAACAACAUUUUGUCAUUCAACAAGUGAUUAUCUGAGGAGAAGUCAUCAAGUCUUGGUUUCCUUCCAUAAACUUUACUUAGAAAAUGAAAGAUUACCUGCACAGCACUUAGUUGCUUAUGGACAGUUAGCAGAAGCUAUAGGUUCUGAAUACAUUUCUCCUUUUGUCAAUCAAGUGUUUUGCAUGAUUGAAGAUAUACUGCCGAAGAAGGAUGUCAGAAAGGAACUACAGAGAAAUGCAAAGGAUGUAUUUUCAUGUAUAAGAAUGUUAGCAGAAACUCUAGAAUUUCGUACUUUUAGUUAUACGAAUCAUUUUCAUGACCUAUUGGAUCACAUGUUUGCACAUGGCUUAUCCUCAGCAAUGGUGAAAGCUCUCAAUUCUAUAGGAAAGAAAAUUCCAGAGUUAUUACCUCAAAUACAGGAGCGACUUUUGGAUUCUGUUUCCUUGAUUCUUUCAAGAGGUUCACCUUUUGGUAAUGAACCAGCAUCCAAAGCAAAUAUGAGGAAAAAAUAUUCACGCACCAGUGCCAAAGAUCUCGUAUCGAUGGAAAGUGGAAGUUUGCAGGAAUUCAAUCAUUCUUCAAUUCUUAUAGAAAGAGCGUUGGAAACAGUAGCUAACUUUGACUUUAGAGGAAGAUUUCUUUCAUCCUUUGUGAGGGAAAACAUUUUUGAUUACAUGAAUUCGAGUUUACCUUCUUGGAGACGUUUAGCAGUAUCGGCAUGUUGUCGACUAUUGGCUGCAUCUUCAGUUUACGCAUUGGAACAACAAUUUUUAUUUCGUCAACAAAAACUUCGAAGAGUUUAUAGCAAUAAUUUGGUGAAAGAAAUUGCAUCUCUCAUUUCUCGAGUUUUAAUUAGUUCAGUUGCCGAUAGAGACGAACAAAUUAGAUUGGCAGCCUUGGAGGGGUUGAAAGACCCCCGAUUUUCCAAGUAUCUUGCUCAACCCCAUUUACUAAACAAAUUAUUGGUUUGUCUCUACGAUGAAAGCCUGAGUGUGAAACGAGUCGCCAUUUCACUUUGUGGUAAUCUUUCCUUUUUAAAUCCUGCCCUUGUAUUUCCAGUUAUCAGGCGCCGAUUGGCACAACUGUUGAUUACAUUACGUUGUGAAGGGAAGACAUUUGCUUUACGUUCUUCCAGAGAUGCUGCCGCAGUUUUGUUAUCUAUAAUGGUUCGAGAUGCUCCAAGAAUUGUAUGGCCUUAUGUGGUUCCUAUUUUAAGGGUUCUUAUUAUUCGUUUAAGAGAAACAUUAUUUGGAAGCAACUUGAGUUUUGUUUGGGAUUCGGGUGGUGAGGAAGCAGAGACUGUCAUGUACGCUGCCGUUGGAAAUGUCGCAUCCAAUGUAGGCCCGAAUUUAGAAGAUUUGAAAAGGAUGCUUCCAGAAUUGCUUAAUCUUUUGGUGGGAGCUGUUCAAGAUCAGACUAGUGAACCAAAAACCAAAACUGCAGCUUUGAAUGCAUUUACGUUGAUAGUGCAAAAUACUUCGUGUGUGAUAAGUCCUUAUAAUAAUUUUCCAAGCCUAUUACCUUCUUUAUUGCAUGCUAUUCGUACAGAGACAGAUAGUCAGGUUCGUCAGGGAGUAGAACAGUUACUUGGUACUUUAGGUGCCAUUGAUCCAAAAGAGUACAAAUAUGGAGUUUCAUUUGAUUUCAAUCAGACAGAACAUUUAUGGAAGGAAUCUAGUCCAGUUGGCCCAAGUUACAUAGCAGAAAGAUCGAUUGUAUAUCCUGGUGCAUGUGAAGACUACAAUUCCUAUGCUAUUUCACCUUUGGAAGGUGGUAUAUUAGGCACUACAUGGGAAAUGCCGCUUUCUCCUAAAGUUAGUCAUUCCGUUGCUCCUAGAAACUACUUUGGCAAUGAAAAUAAGGAUAGACUUUUCUCGCAACGAAUCAUUAAUAUGGCACUGAGUAGUGAAACAUUGGUCAGUCGACUGAAUCACCCUUAUACUGCUAAUGAGGAAUAUUUUCCAUCUGCUGCUUUGGAUGCAUUACAUCGAGUAAUAUCAGACUCCAAGUUGUCGCACCAUCAUCGUGAAGCAGUGAAUGCCAUCACAUGUAUUGUACAAUCUCUGGGUCCUAAGUGCAAUGAAAUAUUACCAUUUACUUUAUCCAAGUUAUUGUGGACGUUGAGGCCACCUGGAAUGGGAAUUAUGAGAGAAAUGAAUUCGAACCUGAAAACAUCUUCUAGUAUGGGUGACUUGAGACGUGGUCUUGGUUCAAGGUCUGGAGGGAAAUAUGGAAGUUGCGAUAGUUUGGAGUCUCUGAGUGGUAUAGGUAUAUCAGGUAGUUCAGUUGGGUCACCUCCUCGUGGUUCUUUGCCAUAUGUUACUACGAGUACUUUGACUAGUACUAAUACUGCCAGUAACGAUCCUAAUCUUCGUGAAUAUGUAUUCAAGGCUUUAGCAGAAGUUGUUCAUGUAGCUAGACAACAUGUGAGGCCUUAUUCAUGGGAUAUUAUAUCCAUUUGCAGAUAUUACUGGGAACGUGAACCUUUGUCAUCUGAAUUGAGAACCAUUGUUAUUCUCGUUGAAAGAACUUGUUUGGCAUUGAUGGACGAAUUUGCUGUACAUUUACCGACAAUAUUGCCUUGUAUUGUGGCUACCUUGUACACGGAUACUUCAGCGAAUCGUGAAAAUGCACUUCCUGUUUUGCACUUGUUGGAUGUAAUGGGAAACCACAUCGAAGAUUAUGCGUUUAUGUUGAUUCCCAUUGUAUCCAAAAUGGCUUGUGAUGGUUCAGCUUCGACAAGUGCCAGACUAGAAACACUGGGAAUAUUAACCAAAUUGAUUACUCGCGUUCCUAUUCGUGAAGUGGCAAGCCAAGUUAUCCAUUCGUUGCUAAAUGCGUUGGAACAGCCAGAUGCAAAGGAUGUUUCUUUGUUGAUAACCAAAAUAUUUGGAUUAAUAGCCGAAAGAAAUACUCACGUAUUUAGUUUGUUUUUGGAUACAAUAGUUCAUGUACUUUACUCAUUGAGUAGCCCUAUUGAUGCGUUAUUAUUGCAACACUUGAGAAAGAAUCGCGUGGAUGUUUCCAUGUUCACAGAACAAGGCAAAGUGACUAGCAACUUGAGACAAGCAUCUUUGAACCGCAUAUCCUCCUUAUCUUCUUUGAACCGAAGUGGUUCUUCUUCUUCCUUGACUUCUUUGGAAGGCAGCACUGGACCAGCCUCCUCUGGGGGAAAUCUAGAGAAGAGAAGACAUCAUGUCAAUCAACGCUCGUUAAAGAAUGCUUGGAACCUUGGAAGAAGAACGACUGCCGAAGAUUGGGAAGAAUGGCUGAACAAAUUUAGUAAUGGACUGUUUAGAGAAAGUGGUUCUCCUUCCAUCCGUUCUUGUGCUCGCCUUGCUGAAGUAUAUACUCCUUUGAUGCAAGAUUUGUUCAAUGCAGCCUUUCUAAGUUGUUGGACCGAACUUGCACCCAACUAUCAGGCAAGUUUGGUGGAAACUCUGUUGGCUGCACUUUCUUCUCCAAGUUUACCAUUAGAUGCCUUACAAACAUUAUUGUCAUUGGCAGAGUUUAUGGAACAUGAUGAAAAGCCACUGCCUAUUGAUGUAAGACGUUUAGCAACUAUGGCCUAUCGUUGUGGAGCUUAUGCCAAAGCAUUAAGAUAUAAGGAAGCGGAAUAUGCGCAAGUCACUCAACCUCAAACUGCGAAAUCAGCCGUAGCAGGAGAACAUGGACUGAUUUCCAUUUAUAAUAAUUUAUUACAACAAGAGUCAGCGGUAGGAGCUUUGAAAGAUGCUGAAUAUCGUUUUGGUAUUCGAAGACGUGAAGAGUGGUUUGAGAAACUUCAGAGAUGGGACGAAGCGUUGAUAGCUUAUGAGAAAGGAAGUAAUGCCAUGUCGACAAACGAAGAAGAAAAAUCCUCUUCUGAACCUGAAAGAUUGUUAUCUUUUCAGAAACCUGUUUUAUCUUUACAACCGCAACCUUCACCCGAUGAUGCAUAUGAAGAACCUUUUGCUGUACUGUCAGAAUGGGAUCGCAAGUUAGGAAUGAUUCGCUGUCUCAAUGAACUAGGAGAAUGGAGAAGGAUGGAGUCCCUUUGUCAAGAACUUUGGCAAAGUGUGGAUACUGAAAAGAGAUAUGUAUUAUCUUAUGAAGGUGCAGCAUCGGUUGCCUUUAAUCUUGAUCUUUGGGAUGAGUUUGAAGAACGAGUAAAAUAUCUUCAGAAGAAUAGCUUUAAAUGGGCACUAUACAAUGCUUUAUUAGCAGUCCACCAAAAACAAUAUGAUGAGGCUUUGGAGUUUGUUAAGCACGGAAGAAGAAUAUUGGAUGGUCGUUUAAGAGCUAGAGCAGCGGAAGGAUAUUCAAGAGCUUAUUUGGAUAUUGUAAAUGCGGAAAGAUUGGUAGAAAUUGAGGAGUCCAUCAAGUAUUUGAAAAAUCCUACGAUAGCAUAUCGCAACCAAUUGGCAUCUUUAUGGAAAGCCAGAUUGCAAGGUAUACAAUCUAGCUAUUUCUAUUGGUAUCGAAUUUUGAGAGUCCGAUGUUUGGUUUUUCAUCCUUUUGAUUCGAUGGAAGAGUGGAUCAAAUUUACGAGUCUUUGUCGCAAGUCUGGACGUCUUCCUAUGUCGGCAGAGUCAUUAAGAUGGUUAUUGAGUCCAAACGAAGCAUUGCAUAGUGAUGAUGUUGAUUCUUGGGAUCUCAAUGAAGCAUUAAAAGAUGCUCAUCCAGAGAUUGCUUUUGCACUUUUAAAACAUGUAUAUGUGGCAGGUAGAAAGAUGAAAGCAUUUUCUUAUCUCAAACAAUUAGCGGCAUCGCAUGUUUCUCGACAACCCAAACGAGAAGAAGACGAAGAAGAUCAUCUUGCUGCUCGUCUUUAUCUAAAACUUGCUAAAUGGGGUAAAAAUUUACAAGACGAAAUGACACCUUUGCGUUCUCGUUCACAAUCAGUUACAGAAUUUUUCGACUCUGAUAACAGCAGUUCAGAUGAAGCACAAGUGGAUAUUCCUGAAAUGUCGUUGCAUAAUAUUUCAGCUGAUUCUAUUCUUCAGUUUGCUAAGAAAGCAACGGAAAUGAAUCCCAAUUGGUACAAAACUUGGCACGUUUGGGCUUCUUUGAACGCAGAAUUGGUUUCUUCUCAUGGAGAAGUUUUAUCCAAACGCAAAAAGAAACAUCUCCUUGGAACAAGUUCGCAUUUCUAUCGUUCUGACUCAUUUCGUGAUGAACCGAAAGAGCUGGUUAUUCAAGCAAUCAAUGGAUUCUUUCGAACAUUAUCGCUUUGUUCUGAAACAGCAAUUCGUCUACAAGAUAUUCUUCGUUUGUUGACACUGUGGUUCCGUUACGGAGGAAUGACGGAAGUGAGUGCUUCCAUCAACGCUGGCAUAGCUGCGGCAGAAGUAGACUUGUGGUUGGAUGUUAUUCCUCAACUCUUUGCAAGAUUGCAUUCUCCCAAUCAAGCUGUUCGUUCUACUGUUCGUUCUCUUAUGGUUCGUAUAGGUCGUGCCCAUCCACAAGCUUUGGUAUAUCCAUUGCAUGUGGCAGCUAAAUCUACCAACAAAGUUCGUCGAGAAGCAGCAGAGGAAAUUUUGAAUGCCCUAAGACUACAUUCUGCUACUUUGGUAGAACAAGCUGAAACUGUUUCUAAAGAGUUGGUUCGAGUUGCUAUCCUUUGGCAUGAAAUGUGGCAUGAAGGUUUAGAAGAAGCCAGUCGAUUGUAUUUCGGAGAGCAUAAUGUGGAAGGAAUGUUGGAAGUACUUGAACCUUUGCAUGCUAUGCUGGAAUUGGGUCCUGAAACUGCUAGAGAAGCUGCCUUUAUUAAGGAAUUUGGAAGAGAUUUGGCAGAAGCAGCGGAAUGGUGCCGACGUUUCAAAGCAAGUGGUAAAGAAUCGGAUAUGAAUCAGGCUUGGGAUCUUUAUUAUCAUGUCUUCAGAAGGAUCAAUAAGCAGUUGCCGUCUAUGACCAGUUUGGAUCUUGCUCAUGUCUCACCUAAAUUGUUGCGUGCUAGUAAUUUGGAGUUGGCUAUUCCUGGUACUUAUUCACCAAGCUUUGAAAGCAAUCAAGUAUCUAUCGUACGGAUAGCUGGUUUCAGUCCUACUGUACAAGUUAUCAAUUCAAAACAACGUCCGAGAAGACUGAUUGUGUAUGGAAGUGAUGGAAGAGAACAUGCCUUUUUAUUGAAAGGUCACGAAGACUUGCGACAAGAUGAGCGUGUCAUGCAGCUAUUUGGUUUGGUAAAUGAGUUGCUUUCUCAAAAUGCUUCAACCAACUCGAAAGCUUUGAUGAUCAAGCGAUUCUCAGUAGUUCCUUUGAGUCCAAACACGGGUCUAAUUGGUUGGGUUCCUGGUUGUGAUACAUUGCAUAGUUUAAUAAGAGAGUUUAGAGAACAAAGAAAGAUUCUUUUGAAUGUGGAGCAUCGUUUGAUGUUACAAAUGGCUCCAGAUUAUGAUAACUUGACUUUGAUACAAAAAGUGGAAGUUUUUGAAUACGCUCUAUCCAACACCACUGGUGCAGACCUUAGUCGAGUGCUUUGGUUGAAGAGUAGGAAUUCAGAGAUGUGGUUAGAUAAGCGAACUACUUAUACCCGUUCUUUGGCAACCAUGUCGAUGGUAGGUUACGUGUUAGGUUUAGGAGAUCGCCAUCCUAGCAAUCUGAUGUUGGAACGAAAUACUGGGCGCGUCAUUCAUAUUGAUUUUGGAGAUUGUUUUGAAGUUGCUAUGUUGAGAGAAAAAUUUCCUGAAAAGAUUCCCUUUAGAUUGACCAGAAUGUUGGUCAAUGCAAUGGAAGUUUGUGGAAUUGAAGGUUAUUUCCGACAUACAUGUGAAAGUGUGAUGAGUGUCCUUCGAGAUAAUAAGGACUCUUUGAUGGCGAUGUUAGAAGCGUUUGUACAUGAUCCCUUGAUCAAUUGGCGUUUAUUGGGUACUGCAGAAGAUAUUAUUGUUGGACGCCAUGUAGGCUAUUCUCAAGAGUCAUCAGGUAAAGGUGUGAAUGGUUUGGAAAAGACGAAGAGUGGUCGUUCCAUGAAAACAUUUGCAUUUUCUAUGGCAGAUAACACUAGUCGUGCUCGUUUUAUAGUGGAAGAGGAAGGAGAUCAGGGCAAUGCACAUUUGCUUUCCAAGAAUAAGCAUUUGUUACAAGGUCCUUAUGGUUUUAGUUUAUCAGAUAUUGCUCGUAUCCAAGGAGAGAAAGUGGGAACAGAAGAAGAAGAAGACUCCAUGUGGAAUACCAACUCUCGUCGUGGUUUUUCUUUACGUCCAGGAGAAACUCCAGUGGAAAUUCGUCAUCGAGAUAUGGAACGUCUUCAAGGUUCGGAAGCCAUUGAAAACAUGAAUGAAGCUGUCAACCGAAGAGCAUUAGCAGUCAUUCGUCGAGUACACAAUAAAUUAACUGGCAAAGACUUUGAUGAUCGUCAACAAGUAGGUUGGACGGUAUCUUCCCAAGUGGAUCGAUUGAUUGUGGAAGCCAUGAAAGUGGAAAAUUUGUGUCAAUGCUAUAUCGGUUGGUGUGCCUUUUGGUAAUAUGAAAAGUGGUUGGAAACCAACUACAGUAAAAAAUGGUGACAAACCUUGUCCUUCUUUGAGAAGUGUGUGUUUGAA